Messenger RNA from Closterium sp. Naga37s-1, 657 nucleotides. NCBI's taxonomy places the organism in Eukaryota, Viridiplantae, Streptophyta, Zygnematophyceae, Desmidiales, Closteriaceae. The record is from the annotation of a GenBank genome assembly.
AUGGAAUCAGAGCAGGUCGACCCUCCUGGGUCGAUCCUGUGCAUGGGCCCACCAAAACUUCCGCUGUCCUCACUGCCUAUCGCGCGCCUCGGGCGCGCGCUAUCUUUCGGGCGCGCGGCCUUUUUUCUUCCCGCCGCGCGGCGGUUUUCUGCCCGUCGCGCCGCCCUGGGGGCAGCGCGACGCCCUGAUCUGCCCGUCGUGCGCCCCGUGGCGCGCGAUGGUGCCCUGCCCGUCGCGCGCCCCGGGGCGCACGGCGGUUUCGUCGCCCCGGGGGGCUCGUGCGUGGCCCCCUCGUCGCCCGUCGUGGCGCCCUCGGGGGCCCGCGCGGCCCCCCUUUCCGUCGCCCGGCGUGGCGCCCUUGGGGGCCCGCGCGCGACCCCCUCCCGUCGCCCGUCGAGGCGCCUUCGGGGGCCCGCGCGCGGCCCCCUCCUGACGCCCGCAGUGGCGCCCUCAGGGGCCCGAGCGCGGCUCCCUCCUGACGCCCGCCGUGGCGCCCUCGGGGGCCCGCGCGGCCCCCAUCCCUGUCGCCCGUCGUGGCGCCAUUGGGGGCCAACGCGCGCCCCCCCCCUCCUGACGCCUGUCGUGGCGCCCUCGGGGCCAGCGCGCGGCCCCCCCACCCGUGCCGUCGCCCGCUGUGGCGCCCUUGGGGGGGGGUGA